GGUUUAAAUGAUGUAUGUAUGUGUCAAGUCACCAGAUCUCAACCCAAUUAUGGGAGAUUCUGGAGCGGCGCUAAGACAACGGUUUCCAGCAUCAACAAAACACCAAAUGAUGGAAUUUCUUAUGGAAGAAUGGUGCCGCAUCCCUCCAAUAGAGUUCCAGACACUUGUAGAAUCUGCCAAGGCGCAUUGAAGCUGUUCUGGUGGCUUGUGGUGGCCCAACGCCCUAUUAAGAAAUGUUAUGUUGGUGUUUCCUUUAUUUUGGCAGCUGUAUGUGAGUGAGGUUUGAAUAUUCAGCAGCACUCAUCCACCCUGCCACAAGGUGGAUCUAUCCUCAUUCCAGUCAAUAUUUGUAAUACCCAGUUGCUCAAAUUGAAUACUGCUGUGUGCUUUGACCCUGGGUAGUAGCUGAUUUGUACAUCUAAAAAGACAAACACGCAGAUUGCUCACUUUUCCUGCCCUAUGGUCAGGCUUGAGUCAAUCAUUACACAUAGGGUACACAUUCAACUUGAGUUGAGCUCUGUCCAGAUUUUGCCACACUGCCUUAGUGCUAAUCCCGACUCUGCAAUACACAGCUCGCACACGGAGCACAGAGGAAAUCCAGAGGUUCACCAUACCCGGUGUACAGGUGCUCCCUGCAAGGACAGCCUGAUGGCUUGUGUUGUGUCCCUGUAUCGGCCUUUAUCUUUACUAGCCCCUGUGGGGGUGAGGCGAGCCAUAGUUUGCAGAAUGUCACUGGACAUGCGAGCACGGGAGGUGUUUGCUACGGCUAUCGAAGCUGUGCAACCAGACAUUGUGAUGCGGCGGGGUCUGGAGCGUACAGGAGACACCCUCCUAGUGAAUGGACGCAGCUUCACGCUAAAGAACAACCUUCACCUGGUAGGCUUUGGCAAAGCUGUGCUGGGCAUGGCUGCCGAGGCAGAGAGGAUAGUGGGGGACCACUUGGUGAGAGGAGUGAUCAGUGUGCCACACGGCAUUCAGGAGACAAUACGGCAGCAUGGGAAAGACCAGAUGUUGUUGAAGGAUGGAAGUCGCAUCACAGUGAUGGAGGGAGCUAAACACAACCUGCCAGAUGCUGAUGCCCAGAGGGCAGCCGAAUGUAUCAAGGAGCUGGUCAGCACACUAACAGAGAAUGACAUGUUGCUUGUACUCAUCUCAGGAGGAGGGUCUGCACUCUUGCCUGCACCAGUCCCACCAAUCUCUCUUCAAGAGAAACAGGAUGUUACACGCAGACUGGCUGGUGCUGGUGCCACCAUUCAGGAGCUUAACUCUGUACGCCGUGCCCUGUCAAUUUUGAAAGGAGGAGGACUUGCACACUGCGCUCACCCUGCUCAGGUGGUGGCCCUGGUUCUGUCUCUUAAAGACCUUCAAGGGGGUCAUAUUGAGGUCAUUUUGACCAUAGUCCAAUGA
Messenger RNA from Oncorhynchus keta (chum salmon), 1407 nucleotides. RefSeq names its product glycerate kinase-like. Gene Ontology annotation, cellular component: cytoplasm. The transcript has 5 exons. NCBI's taxonomy places the organism in Eukaryota, Metazoa, Chordata, Actinopteri, Salmoniformes, Salmonidae. Gene Ontology annotation, biological process: protein phosphorylation. Bases 460 to 1407 code for a protein of 315 amino acids. Gene Ontology annotation, molecular function: glycerate kinase activity. The record is from RefSeq and is a predicted model, not a curated record.